AAAAUACAUAAUCAAUCAGUUAUUUAUUAUUAAAUCAUUGAAAUCAAAUUCCUUUUCUUUUCAAACAAAAAGAAUUCAAAACAAAAAUUCAUCAAUUUAUAAAUGUAAAAGCAAACAGAUUAGGAAUCUUAAAACCAAGAGCAGCAGUAUGAUCCUCAUAAAACUCCUGCUGAUUUAGACAUGGCUAAAAAACAUUUAAAAGCCAAAGCUGUAGGUUUAGUGAGAAACAUAGAAUUAAUUAAUACUUCUGAAAUAUGUCCUUGUUGCGGAUGUAUUAUAGAAAAAGAAAAGGUAAGUCUCUUGUGCAAACUAGAAGAUUUAGGAUUUUUAGGGGCAGGAGUUUCGCUAUACUUCUUUUUUAUAAAAUAUUGCAUCACCUUCUUAUUUUUUAUUGGACUUAUAUGCUCUAUCUUCAAUAUUCUUAGGAAUGCUUCUGGAUCAAAUUGCUCUGCUAUACCUUAAUGCUAAUCAAGUUUUAUUAAUAAUUUAAGCAUUAUUAACAGAAAUGAUGCAAAUGGUUAAUUCUAAACAUAAGCUGGGCUCAACUUCCUAACAACAAUUACUUUAAUUGUUGCUUCUGUAAUAUUAAGAAAAUAAAUGUCUACUAUGAGCAAAUAAAUUAAUAUUGAUAAUAUUACUGCAGGAGAUUUUACUGUCAUGGUAACAAACCUCUAAAUUGGUACAACAGAAUAAUAAUUAGUUGAUUAUAUAAAAUCAUGGACUAAAAACUAUGGUGAGAUACAGAUAAUAAAAGUAAACUUUGCAUAUGACAUAUCUAACUAUAUAAAGAUAAAAAGAAAGCAUUAAGAAUUAGUUUUGAAAUAAAUCAAAGAAAAAGCUUCAUUAAAGGAAAAAUUCUAAGAUACUUCUCAUUUGUUAACUAAGAUAAGUCAGGAAAUUGAUGAACUGGAAAAAUAAAUCUCAAUUACAGAAGAAAAUUUUAAAACUGGUAAUUUUGUCAGAUCAGGAGCAGCUUUCGUUACAUUUGGAUCUGAUAAUACUGCUGAAUUAGUAACUAAAAUUUUUAAAAGAAACUUUUUUAGUAGGAUAAUUAGAAGCAUCACAAGAUUUGGUUCUUUAAAUGGUAAAGUUAUAUCAAUUAAGAGAGCACCAGAACCAAAUGAUAUUUAUUGGGAAAAUCUUUGCUACACAUAAUUUGAGAAGUUCACAAGCAAUUUAAUUACUCAUUUUUUUACUGCUAUUUUAUUGGUUGCAGCUUUUUUCAUUAUUUUUGCUAUUUCAAAAGCUUAAGAUAAUAUCUAAAGUACAAGUAAUAAAAAUGAUCCAACUGUUGUUUUCCUCUCCUUCAUAGCAUCAUUAUUUAUUUUUAUAAUUAAUAAUGGCUUGAAUAUUAUUAUUAGAAAGUUUGCUAUUUUUGAAAAGCAUGCUACACUCACUUAUUACUUCAUUGGAGUUGCCUAAAAAUCAGGAAUAGCUUAGUUCUUGAAUACAACUAUUGUUGUUUAUAUUAUCAAAAAAAUAAAACUGGAAAGCUAAAUCUAUAUCUCAGGUGGCUUAUUAUACACAAUUCACUUCAUUUUGCUUAUGAAUCUCGUUGGUUCAUUCAAUAUUUUUAUGAAUCCUUUCUACUUCUAUAAACUUUGGUUGAGAAGAAAAGCUGAGAAAGGUAAUAAACAAUUUAUAGAGCACACUCCAUAACAGAAAAUGAAUGAAAUUUAUGAGGGUCCUAAGUUUGAUUUCCCAGCUGCUUAUGCUAAAUUAAUUAAAUUGAUUAUGUUUGCUUCAUUCUACUCUUAUCCUGCUCCUUUGAUUGUGUACAUAUCACUCGGAAUAUUAAUUCUAACAUAUUGGUUUGACAAAUACCAUCUUAUUUCUAGGUGUUCUAUGCCUGAUUACUUAUCUCACCACUUGCCAGAAGCUAUGGCUGAUUUUUAUUUGGAGUUUAUGAUCGUUGUUUUUUGUAUUGGUAAUAUAGUAUUUGAGAAUCUACUAUUUAAUAAGUCAAGUGGACUCACAAUUGCUGCUUUAGUUCUUGCUAUAUUAUUUUGGGUUGCUGAUUUUGAUGCGAUUGUAAACUGUAUAUGCUCUAAUGAUAGCAACUAAACCUAAGUUAGAAGAUAUGAGUAUUAUAGCCAAUAUUUUUUAACUGAUUAUGAAAGAUCUAAUCCUGUUACAGCUAUGAAAGCUAUAGAAGAGUGGACAAAAAAAUUGUAAGAUAAUAAGAUUAAAGAAGCCAAUAAAAAGUAAAACUUGGUGUUUUUAUCUAACUAUGCCCUCAACAGGCCAGGAAUGUCCUCUUUUUAUCAUCAUGGAUUCAGAUAGCCAUAAAUGAAUAUGAUGAAUUAAUAAUAUUAAUAACCACAAAAGCUUAAUAUGAACUUUAGCUAUCAGCAGCAAUUUAUGCCAAACUAAUACAGGCCAUAAUAGCCUUAAUUUGGAGGAUUUCCACAAAGUAUUAAUUAAGUUAUACCGAUGAGAUAACCUUAAAUGGUUACUGAUCCAGCUAUGAUGCAAAACGAGAUCAAUAACUUGAAGCAAUAGCAAGAAUAACUCAGAUAAUAAAUGCUAAAUAAUUAUAACCCUAUGUUCUAGCUAAAUAUUAUAUCUUAACUUGAAAUGAAUAAUCGUAGGAUAACUUAUCUCGAAUCUUAAAUCAAUAGACAGUAACCAAUAAAUAUUGCACCUGCUAUAGGUUUUUAAAGCAAUUUACCUAAUCCUAUAUAAGAUCCAGCAAGAUAAUCUAAUUUUAUAUAACCUUAACAAAAUAACCUUCCUAACCCAUUGAUUGUUAACCCAACUAAUUCAAGCUAAAUAAACACAUAAUAGUCUAAUUAGAAUAAUAUUUAGGCAGCACCAAAUUAAUUAUCAUCGUCUUAUACAAACAUGUAGCCCUAGUAAAUUUAACCAAAUAAUCAAAAUCCCAUGCUCUAUCCUUAAUAGCCAAAUCAAUAAAUAAUUUAACCCUAGUAAUAAGUCUAUAGAAAUCCAAAUUAGUAAGGGUCUAUUCUUUAUUAACCAUUUAAUACAAAUUAUUAGUAAUAAUAGUAAAUGGGAAAUCCUUAAGUGAUUGGUAAUUAAAUGUAUUAAUAGCAAGCUUAAUAGCCUGUCUUUCAAUAAAAUUAUUAUAAUUAGAGACCAGGGUUCAUUCCAAUGAUGAUGCCCUAGCAAUAAUAAUAACAACCACUUUUAUAAUAAGGAGGAAUUUAGUUAUAAUAAUAUAAAUGA
Messenger RNA from Tetrahymena thermophila SB210, 3186 nucleotides. RefSeq names its product transmembrane protein, putative. NCBI's taxonomy places the organism in Eukaryota, Ciliophora, Oligohymenophorea, Hymenostomatida, Tetrahymenidae. The record is from RefSeq and is a predicted model, not a curated record. Gene Ontology annotation, molecular function: calcium-activated cation channel activity. Gene Ontology annotation, cellular component: plasma membrane. The transcript has 13 exons.